AUGUUAAAUAAAAUUAAGAAUAUGGAGUAUCAAACGUCAACAUCCUCACCGAAACGGAAGCGACAUCGUUCCGGAAAAUUCGAUGAUGUGGACUCAGCACUUUUUGAGUGGUUUAAAGGUGCCAGAGCCAGUAGCAUGCCAAUCAGCGGCAUUAUUCUUCAAAAGAAAGCUGAUGACCUCGCUAAAAGUCUCGGCCAUAUGGACUUCAGUGCUUCGGGAAGCACGGUAGAACGUUUCAAGGGAAGGCACAACAUUGUUUCUCAUGCUAUAAGUGGAGAGAGCGGAAUGGUUGAUUCAUCGGUGACUGAUGAAUGGAAGGAGCGAACUUUGCCUGCCCUGCUGAAAGAUUUCUCCCCUCAAAACAUAUUUAACGCUGAUGAAACGGGGCUCUUCUACAAACUCAUGCCAUCAUACUCUCUUAAUGUCCGUGGUGAAACCUGCACUGGAGGCAAAAAAGGCAAAGAAAGAUUAACGUUCCUAGUUGCUUGCAGGGAUCAUUCUGGUCAGGAGUUUUACCUGGCUUGCAAUAUGGAUGGAUCGGAGAAGCUUAAACUCGUUGUUAUUGGCCGAUUCGCUAAUCCCAGAUGUUUUAAAGGUGUAAAGUCCUUACCUGUGACUUACCUUGCCAAUAAACGGGCCUGGAUGACAGGGAAACUUUUCUCUGACUGGGUGCUACAACUUGACAGAAAGUUUUCAUCUCAAUCGAGAAAGGUAUUACUGAUUGUGGACAACUGUGCUGCUCAUCCUAAAUUGACUGGGUUAAAGUCGAUAACUUUGGCUUUUUUUCCGCCGAACACCACAUCGGUUUUACAACCUUGUGACCAGGGCAUUAUUUACAACUUCAAAUGUAAAUACAGACAGCGUAUGGUGGAACAUAUCAUUGAUUCAUACGAUAGAAAGAAAGAGCCGGGCAUCAACGUGCUUGUAGCCAUAAGAUACGCAUUUGCAGCAUGGAGAGAUGUUUCACCAACUGUUAUUAUGAAAUGCUUUAGAAAAUCUGGGUUCAUCGCAGAAGAGGAAACCAUGGACGAUGAUGACGACAUGCCACUCGCACAAAUGAUAGAAAAUAUCAGAGAUGAAAUUCCCCUUGCUCGUCUGCGGACAAUAACAAACACAGACACUUCAUUUAAUGAUAUCUUGCCUGCAGAGGAAAAUGAAACAAUAACUGAGGCAAAAAAUGAUUCUGAUAUUGUAGCGGAUAUAUUAGGAACAAAUAAUGACGAUGACUGUCAAUCAUCCAAAGACGAGAUCUAUUUAGAUGAUCUGCCGGUUGUGUCAAAAAAUGAAGCUAUUGAUUGUUUGCACAAGAUUAGAACAUACUUUGAGUCCAAUGCACAUGUUGAAGAAACAGUUUUUAAAAAAAUAUUGGAUAUUGAAUUUAACUUGAAGAGUUGUAAACAUUCCCAAACUAAAAUUAGCGACUUCUUCUCAGCAAAGUGAUUUUUUGUGCAUGAUAUUCUAUUGUUAAUAAAUAACAAUAUUGCAUAUA
Messenger RNA from Ruditapes philippinarum (Manila clam), 1489 nucleotides. Its product is annotated as tigger transposable element-derived protein 6-like. The transcript is spliced from 6 exons. Gene Ontology annotation, molecular function: DNA binding. Lineage: Eukaryota; Metazoa; Mollusca; Bivalvia; Venerida; Veneridae. The record is from RefSeq and is a predicted model, not a curated record. Gene Ontology annotation, cellular component: nucleus. Bases 1 to 1440 code for a protein of 479 amino acids.